AUGGCCUCCCGCAACAGUAUAGAUGAUUACGGCCUCACCCUGAGUGAUCUCGAUUGGUCCCCCCAGAAUCGCGAACGGCAGCAGCCCUCUGCGGCAUUGGGCGAUAACCUGCACCCACCAAGCUCCUCCAGUCUGCAGCCGAUAUCGAUGAGAUCGACGUCUCCCAGAGCGCCAGAAAGCAUUCCUACGACACGAGAUGGGCUGACUAGAGAACCCAAUGUGGUCUAUAUCCACGAGAGCGAUCGUACCGUGAAUCGACGACUACGAGGGAUCCAUGUUUUUAUGAUCACGAUCAGCGGUGUACUUGGAGCCGGAUUAUAUAUACAAAGCGGAACAAUCCUGCGCGUUGCAGGUCCAGGGGCUGUGUUGAUCGCUUUCACCGUUAUGGGCUUGCUGGCUUGGAUGGUGAUGCAGUGUAUUGGCGAGUUUCUGGCUUUGUGGCCAAUAUCCGGUGCGCUGGUCGAAUACGUUGCCAAGUUCGUCGAUGAAGACUUGGGCAUUGCAGUUGGAAUCGCAUAUUGGUUCACGUACUCAAUCAAUUUCGCGGCCUUGAUUGUGGCGGCAGCUGGGGUUCUGGAUUUCUGGGAUCCUGGCAAGGCUAUUCAGGGAACCGUUAUAUUCUUUGCAGUGCCCCUUUUCCUCGUGCUGUUCAACAGCUUUGGUGUCCAGAUCUAUGGAUUGACCGAGCUGCUGGGGGGCUCUCUAAAGAUCCUUGGUAUUUUGAUCGUGAUUAUCAGUAUGAUCACGAUUAAUCUUGGAGCCGGGAAUGAGGGCCAUAUUGGUACGGAGAAUUACAAACAUGACUUAAUUUUUCCUUACGAUGCUAGGGCAGCCAAUAACUGGGCUUCUGCUCUCUUCAUGGCCUUUUCUAUUGCCGCUUUCGCCUAUGUCGGGGUUGACAUUACUGCUGCGACGGCGCUCGAGGCUCGUCCCGACAAGAAACGCUCAUCUUCACAAGACACCGAAGGUCGUGACGGGGGGGGUCCUUGGCCAUUUAUUUCCGUUCGCUUCGUUGCAACUUGGACAAGUUUCCUUGUGUGGAUUAUUUACUUCAUUGCUGGCAUUGUUAUGAGUUUGAAUGUCAAGUGGAAUGACCCCAACCUUCCCGAGGCGUCGUGGCUUGGAUCACCAGUGGCCGAUCAGAAUCCUAUGGGCGAGGCUACCUACAAUACAGAUUCAGGGUUCGUGAUUAGCGCUGCGAUAUCAGGCAUACCCGGAUUAGCGGAUAUGUUUACCGUGGUUAUAUUAAUCACUGCAGUAUUUUCCGCGAAUACCCACCUCUAUGUCGCGUCAAGGACACUCUUUGGCUUAACCCGCCGGUUGCGAGAUUCGAAAUGGCCGUUGCUCGCAUUCUUUGGGAAAACAAACAACUACCAAGUUCCUGUUCGAGCCAUGUUUCUCUCCUGCUUUUUUCUCUGGGUGCCGUUCUUGUAUCUCUCGCCAGACAACUCUCCCAACACAACCAUUUCAAGUCUUCUCGAAGUCCUUUCGCAGAUGGCCUCCGUGUCUUGCAUUAUUGUCUGGGCCUGCGAAUGUUGGGCGUUUAUUCGCUUCUAUCAUUGUUUGUACCUUCACAGACAUGAGAUCAAUGCUUCUCCACAGUUUGCCCGCCUUCGUCGCUUUCCGGAACACGGGGUCGAGGAUCUUUAUCCAUGGCGCUCGCAUGGCCAACCAGUAACAAUGUAUCUGGCACUGUUUGGAUGUCUCUUCGUUCUCAUUGUUCCUGAUGGAUCUGCGCUAUGGCAUCACUUUGCCGCGCCGCGGUUUUUCUCAGCUUACUUGGCGGUAAGUAGGGGUGAUUCCAGACCCAAGAUUAUGCGGUUACGACUUCAAGAAUCAAAUAUUGAUGGCUGUUUGUUCUUUCCACAGAUUAUUUGCUUCGUCCUCAUCUUUCUCGGCAUUAAAAUUUACCGUAACUGGGGAAAUGUUGAAUGGAGACUCGAAGACCUAUCGAGGUUUGUCAAUGUCGAAAGGAAACUCAGGGAACUUGAUGAAAUUCAUGACCUUGCAACGACGAGGGACACAGAUGUGCAAGAACCCACACUCCGGAAUCUUUGGGGCCUUAUGUAGUGGUAUAAUACUAACCCUACUGAUCAUGUGUAAACUACAAUAGAUAACGGAUGUACUGUAUGACCCGGCUGACCUAGUGUGAAAUCAACUGAUCCCGUAAUGCGUAUAUAGGCUUAGCUCUACUUUGAGUUCGCC
Aspergillus ochraceoroseus IBT 24754 is the source of this 2205-nucleotide messenger RNA. RefSeq lists its product as uncharacterized. Bases 1 to 2070 code for a protein of 689 amino acids. Gene Ontology annotation, cellular component: membrane. The record is from RefSeq and is a predicted model, not a curated record. Gene Ontology annotation, biological process: transmembrane transport; amino acid transport. NCBI's taxonomy places the organism in Eukaryota, Fungi, Ascomycota, Eurotiomycetes, Eurotiales, Aspergillaceae. The transcript is spliced from 10 exons.